GAUGAUGGCCAGCAGAAUCUUGAAGAAGGUCAAUGGCUUCUCUAAGGGCUUUUUUUGUCGUCCUCAAAAUCCCCUGAAGGAGAGCACGUCCAUGAUCUACAGCAAACCUCCCAGAAAUCAGAUCGGAGCCUUGCAAAGUUUUUUGGUGAUGUCUGUGUUUGCGGUGGCCAUGUUGGCGCCGGCGGCCUGGAUUCUCCACCAUCUGCCAGAGUAUCGCCAGAGGUCUCGCCAGACACCCAGAACCUGAACCUGUGUGCCCUUCUUUCCUACUUUAUUCAAAUAAAUGCAAAACCAACAAUCCUUACAUUUGAUUGUUGAACUUAUUUUCACAUCAAUUCAAGACAUUUUCGUCUUUUUGUCUGACAUCAACAAAUAGCAGCUAUCAAAUAAUUUGCAUAAGAAGGGUCAAUUUGUUGCCCCUUUGUUGUCGAUUUGUU
This is a messenger RNA of Nerophis lumbriciformis (worm pipefish), 437 nucleotides long. The record is from RefSeq and is a predicted model, not a curated record. Lineage: Eukaryota; Metazoa; Chordata; Actinopteri; Syngnathiformes; Syngnathidae.